UAACUAUUAGGCUUUGGGGCAAAUACCCCCAACAACAUCUUUAUCUAGUAAAAAUUAGGCCUAGUGACCAUUUUAAUAUAGCCCCUUUAAUUUAUACCCAUAUUUUAAACCUCUUGCUUUUAUACCCAAUUUUAUAAACAAUCUUCCCAUCGUACCCUUCCUCCCACUCAAACACACCACGACAGAGCCCUCACUCAUCAUCUUCUUCACCAUGACCCAAACGAUCUUUGUGCUUCUCCACACUGCGGCAACUGUAGAACUCCCUCACCACUUCAGUUUUGUCACCAUCAAUUGCACUCACGAACUCACGUUGUUUUGGAGAUGCCAACCCAGGGACGUUUGGGAAGGGAUUUUGAUUAGACUGGCUUCUCCUGCAGCAGAAAGAAGGAGAGAGAUCAAAGGAAUGAGAGACGAUGAAAUAGCCAAGGCUCUUUACAAGGUUCAUACAGAAAAAAGGUGUCUUGUUGUUCUUGAUGAUAUUUGGAAUGCUUCAACAUGGGACUGCCUCAAGCUUGCUUUCCCUAAUGUUAGGUCAGACAGUAAAAUACGACUCACCGCUCGUAAUAGAGAGGUGGCCUUCCAUGCAAAUCGAAAUAUCAUUCUCCAUGAGCGCAGGUGCUUUAACACAAACGAAACUUGGGAGUUGUUUAUGAUCAAAACUUAUUUUGGAGGGGAUGACACAGAUGAAGUGGAAGACUAUUUUGAGAUUCGAAAGACUACAAGAAGAAGAAAAAGCUAGCAGGGGAGAUGCUUGAAUACUUUGGUGGUUUACCAUUAGCCAUUACAGUGCUCGGAGGACUUCUAUCUCGUAAACCAACUGUGGAUGAGUGAACACUUUGUCUACAUUUGAUUCACCAGGACUGAUUUUUCACUAUUUGAUAUGCUUCAUUACAUUUUACACUGCAUUUGGUUAUGCAAAUUUCGGGUCAGUGAUAAUAUUGAUGCUAAUUUGUUAUCAUAAAAAUAGCAAAGCACAUCAUUUAAUGAUUUGUUAUU
Humulus lupulus (European hop) is the source of this 996-nucleotide messenger RNA. RefSeq names its product putative disease resistance protein At1g50180. Gene Ontology annotation, biological process: defense response to other organism. The record is from RefSeq and is a predicted model, not a curated record. Lineage: Eukaryota; Viridiplantae; Streptophyta; Magnoliopsida; Rosales; Cannabaceae. Gene Ontology annotation, molecular function: ADP binding. The coding region runs from base 212 to 739 and encodes 175 amino acids. The transcript has 4 exons.